Molecule: messenger RNA, 2688 nt
Organism: Pocillopora damicornis (cauliflower coral)
Lineage: Eukaryota; Metazoa; Cnidaria; Anthozoa; Scleractinia; Pocilloporidae
Product: BTB/POZ domain-containing protein KCTD21
Biological process (GO): protein homooligomerization
Molecular function (GO): protein binding
Source: RefSeq, a predicted model, not a curated record
GACGCAUGCGUGACGUUUGACUAAUGAGCACAUGGCAUGGUGUAAUGGCGGACGAAGAGAAGCUUUCGCGGUGCAAAAUCAGCACAGACACUGUGUAUAAUACGUUCAAAACGCACACAAGAUAUGCACAGAUCGUUCGCGGUAGAACCACACUAAAAGAUGUCGAGCGUUUUCGGAACGGGUCGGUCCGUGAACCUUAUGAGAGAUCUCUUUAUGAGCAAACAUUUAUGAGUGAACCUUUCAUCGAGAAACAUGCUAUAUCAACUGAGCUAUCUAAUGUUAAUCGAGAGAAGCAUAGACAGAAAUCUCAUCAUGCACGUAGACGUGAUCGUGAACCAAGCAGAAUACCAAUUCGAAGUUUGAAAAGUUAAGGAAGAACAGCAGAAAGGUUAGGGAAUUUGUCCAUGCACGUAUUCUCUCAUGUAUCCCCAUGUCAUCUACAUUGUAGUGUUAUGAUAAUGCUAAAAAAGCUAUUAAAUGAAAGGACGUUUAAGUUUAGCUGUCGUGAAACAAACAGAAAGCCCGGGUGAACGCAAAUAUGCGUAUAGUUUUAUAUAAAACACCCUCAGAAGCUCAGGUUUUAAAAAAUUUCUGUUGCAUUCUUUUAGAUUGUACCCUUGCUUUAUUGGAUUUUCAUGUCAAAUACAAAUAAAUCUCACAGUAAAUUAAAUACCAGUUUGAGUUUCCGAGGAGGUCGCAUCGCUGUCAACAUGUUCUGUACUGUCUUCGUGCGGUUCGCCUCGGUGAACCCUACGCGGCUCAUAUUGUUAAGGACGUGGCCCAGACUCUCCUGAAGAUUCUGGAUUAUCCCCAUCGCUGUCAUGUACUAAGCUUAAGGCAUUUGAGUCGCUAUCUUCUGAAAAAACAUCUUCCGAACUACCGCUACUUAUACGAGCUCCUAUACUAGUUCUAUUGGGGAAUAUGUGUUGCGCAAUAUCUUAGUUCCACGGCUUACGUCACGACUUCUCGUUAUUGUUUUUACCGAAAAUGGAAUUUCAGUUGAAAAUGCCGAUUUUCUCCUAAAAUAAGUCGAAUUGGACAAAACGAAUUUCAAAUUCGUUUUCUAGGCCACUUUUUACAUUGUACAAGAAAAACAUAUAUAUUUGGGUUUACCUGCCCUUUAACACCGAGUCACACAACGCUUGACGCUUUCAAAAAUUUCUGGGGACUUGAGCUUGGGCCGCCUGGAGCUGCAUAUGUACAACUGUUGUCUAGAGACCGUGAAAAAAGGAGUUGAACGGAAAAUUUCUGAGGAGUCCAGUGAAACGAAAACCUUUUGGAUGAUUCCGCAAUCAUAUGAGUGAUACACAUGACUAGUUCCACAGCAUAAUAUUAUUUAAAUUCGAGAAACUUGCUUACUUCAGCAUGUCGUCGCAUCCGAACAGAACAACAGCAAUGACACAGCCAAGCAUUUCACUGAGUUGGAGAAUCGCGUAAAAUAGCCCAUCAAAAUUUAGUAAAUUCAAUCGAUAUGUGAUUAACGUUAAGCAGCAACAUGCAAUGCCCAAUGCAGGCUUCCUCGAUUAUCAAACUCAACGUCGGCGGUCAUUACUUCACCACACGUCUUCAAACACUGACCAAAGAUCCAAACUCAAUGCUAGCCGGCAUGUUUUCAGAGAGAUUUGAAGAGAAAUUGGGCGAAGACGGCGCUUUCUUCAUCGACCGAGAUGGAUCUCACUUCCGAUUUAUACUCAAUUACUUGCGCACAGAGGAAUUAACUUUACCCGUGGGGGCAAAUUUUCUUCAAGAACUUAAGAAAGAAGCUGAAUUUUACCGGAUCCAAGGAUUGAUAGAUGAAAUAAAUAAGUCAGUGAGGAGCGUCGUUAAACUUAAUGUCGGUGGUCACUACUUCACAACAAGUCUUCAAACACUAACCAAAGAUCCAAAUUCGAUGCUGGGCACAAUGUUUUCUGGGAAACACGACACGAGAGCCGGGGAAGAUAGCGCUGUUUUUAUUGACCGAGAUGGAACUCACUUCCGGUUUAUACUGAAUUUUCUGCGCACUGGGAAACUAACUUUGCCGGCAGGAGCAACAGCUCUCGCUGAAUUCAAAGAAGAGGCUGAUUUUUACCAGAUUCUGGGGAUAUUAGAUGAGCUAGAUGAUACAAAGCUGAAGUCGGAGAUCCUGACAGACGAAGGACAACAAAACCUGUUGUUAAGCUGGUUGCCUCCUCACGGUGACGUGAGAAGACGUCGCCUCCGUCUUUUGUUCCGUGCUUCUCGAGACGGCUUCGCGGCAAAUACCUUUCACGACAAAUGUGAUAACAAAGGACCCACAAUCGUUCUUGUGCAGAGUGGCAAUUAUGUUUUUGGAGGAUUCACGGAGAAAUCUUGGAUGUGCGGUGAGGGAGGUUAUACCAUCUGCACACAAGCGUUCCUGUUCAGUUUGGCCAACCCAAGUGGUCUGGAACCAACCAAACUACCACUUAAGAGUAACAGCCAUCAGUAUGCUAUUCUCUCCAAUGGCGGCAAUGGGCCAACAUUUGGCAACGGCGACCUCCGCAUUGCAGAUAAUGCAAACACGUCUCCUUCGAGCUCUAGUUUUCUCGGCUAUGUAUACGAGAUUCCAUUAGCAUGGAAUAACAGGAAUAACACAUUGUCCUUAGCAGGAGGAGAAUACUUCGUGGUAACGAACUACGAAGUGUUUGGAUUCCAACCCUGACUCAAAAUGGAUCAUAAGCAGGCAAU